AUGCCGCCGCCGGGUUCUCCUCCCCAGCCGGGGAACCCACAGCCGCCGUCGCAUCAAAUGGGCCAUUAUGGGCUACCAGCGCCGCGAGGUCCGCCUCUCAAUGUUGGUCCUCCGACUUCGUUUCCCGGUGGUCGCGAGCUGCCGUCGUUAGCAUCAAUACCGAGGACGGGAAGCACCGGAAGCUCCAUGUCAAUAUCUUCAAUGCUUGGGGGACCACCCCCGGUGCCCAGGGACUCUCAGCCUCCACCUUCGCACUACCCUCCUCCGGCGACCGCUGCCAGCUCCGGGCCGACGUUUGCACCGUCGAUCCAGGCGUCACCUAGAAUGCACUCUGCGUCCUCCGAGUACCAGCCCUUCAGGAGACCUCAAACACCUGAGCAUGCUCGUCCUUACGAUCCGAGAGGUAGUGCCGCAGCAUCGCCGCAGGGUGCGUACUCUACAACACCGGAGAUGCAGCGAUACGGUACACCACAGGCGUACCAUCAGCGGGGACCCUCCGCACAAGAUGGCAGAGACCCGAGCCGAAUGCCCCCGGGCCCUCCCCCGAGACCUACGAGCCAGCCCAAGUCUUUCGCGAGCAUGCCUCCGAGGCCUGUUGACAUGGGGCGUAACAACGGACCGGAAGAGAUGUAUGCUCGUCGCGAAGAAAUGCCUCGAGGUGCAAUGGAAUACAACCCUGAGAGGCCCGGUCUGAAGCAAAUGAAUUUUGACGAACGCUACCGCGCCGAGCGCGAGCGCCGAGAGGAGUUUGAGUUUAGGGAAAGAGAAAGCAGACAACGCGCAUACUCGGGGGGCGAGGGAGGACGAGGACCUCCACCACCGCAGGGCGAGUACCGUCCUCAGGAAGUUCCGCGUGGGCAGCCUCCGCCGUUCAGUCGACCUCCUGAGCACCGAGAGCAAGGGCCGUGGCCACCGCGGCAGCCCCAGCCAUUUGAGCAGCAAUCCCGAGUUCCGUACGACCCUGCUGGCCUUCAUCCGCGACACCACGAAUAUCCUCCCACCUCAGCGCCAGGCUACCCGAAUCAAGGCCAUCCCGCGCCGGCUCCUCAGUACCCGCACCCGCCUCCAGGAGAUCGCUAUCCCCCACAGGGCCAUCCCCAACAGCCUACUCCCGGUCAACAACAAGCGCCUCCGCAGCAAACCUUCGAUUCUCCUGAGCGACAGCGAAUAAGUCAUCUCCCUCCUCAGGCGCAGGCGCCUCCGGCGCAUCGUCGCCCCGUGGAGGAAGGUCCACCUCCUCCGUCGGUUGCAUACAAUGCUCCACACGGCACUCCAGCGUUCGUUGACUCGCCCCGUAAUCGCCCCGUGGAGGAACAUCCAAACAAUGGACAGAGGCACUUGCUGGCGGUUCAGGAGAUCAACCGCAAGGGUCGAGUAUCCCCUCUGCCGCAGGCAGUGCAGGGGGCACAAACACAGCUGCCUGGCCCUGCAGGAGAGCCUGGCAUCAAGAGCGAAUUUGGACGCAUGUUUUCUGGUAUUGGCAGUGGUGUCACCGGGAUUGGUGUGUCUAGUCCAGUCACCACUGGAGCGCAGCUGCCAUAUACCAAUGCAAGCCUUGCCCGUCGAGACGAGACGGACGGUCCGGCGCAGGACUCUGGGCCUGACGCUGCGCCCAAACCACCAGCCAAGGGCAGGAGGAGGAAGCUCAAGGAGGAAGAUGUCAAAGGUGAUGAGGAGAGCACAGGGCGCCUCACACCAGCGGGUCGGGCUAAGCGCCCCAAGACUCAUCAACACCACCAUCACCAGUACGAAGUAUCAUUAUCCCAAGUAGACGAGACCCGUUGUACUGACCAUACUUGCCCUAUUAGCCAUCAUCAUCACCAUCACACCCAUAACCAUGGCACUGACCAUGCCAACGUUCCUGCACCUAUCGGUGUCACCCCUUUCAAGAACGUAAAAGGAACUACGCCGGUUCCAUCGCCUACAGGGCUUGCUAAGGACUUGCCGACUGCGCAUCAUCACCACGUCCCUCGGCCAACAAACCAGCAUACUCACCAAGUGAAGGAAGCGCCAGCCAAGCAGGCUGUACAGAGUCCGACUGCGGUGAUCCCUCCCAAACCGAAAACAGUCGUCAGCUCGAAGGCGGUGUUAGAAUCGGUCGCACAUCUCCCGCGGACUCACCUUGGCGAUGUGCUCUACGAACCCAAACUGAAGCCGGCGAGACAAGUGCCAAACGUCCCCUCUUCUCGCGGCUUUUCGACGACACCCACCCCUCUGCCGUGGGACAUGAUCAAGAACAAGGAGAACUGCACCCUGACGGUCAAGGUCCCUAAGGUACAUCUGACUCCCUCCGCACGAGAGGAGAUCACUGCGCGGAGAGCAGUGUGGGGAACAGAAGUGUAUACCGACGACUCGGACAUUAUUGCUGCCUGCAUUCAUGGCGGUUGGAUUCGGGGAGAAUGGGCCGAUGACAUCGAUGCGGACAUGCUGGACCUGGAUCGUGGCCUAGCCGCCCCCGAGAAGGAGGUUCCAGCGAAUAAGAGACGCAAGGAGAAAGAGAAGGAAGAAAAGGCCAGACAAGAAGCGAACGCGGCCACGUUCCUGGACAAGCCACCCAAGACUGGACCCGUCACAGUCCCUGUCGAACGCGACAUGCACGUAACUCUCUUGAUUCUCCCACGACUAGAGAAGUACAGUAGCACCACUCGGUUCGGCAUUCAGUCACGCGAGUUUGGUGGCCGUUACAAUGGACGGAAGUCGAUUCACGACGGCAUCAGUUUCCAGAUCUUGGGGAUCCGCUGGGUGACCAACGGCGCCGGAACACAGAGCCGACUCCGAGGCAAAGGCCGUCGGGAACGCAUGCGCAAGGCCAUGGGUGAGAUGAACGCCGCCAGCCGUGGCCUCAACGGUGCCGAGCUGGAAAAAGAGAAACAGCGCCUUGAUAGGAUUCGAGACGAGAUCGUUUCUGGUCACUGGUGGAAGCGAGAUGAAGCACGCGAGAACGGAGCGGGCAAAGAUGAGAGGACCCCUAGUGAGGGCGACAAGGAGAACAGGCCUGCCGAGCAGCAAGGUGCUCGCGCAACCAACGGUGCGAUCACCAACGGCGUGGCGUCGACCAAGUCCGACAAGAUGGAUCUGGACGAGAGCACGAAGGAGGUGAAGGCGUCGGCGCCAUAA
Molecule: messenger RNA, 3117 nt
Organism: Colletotrichum aenigma
Lineage: Eukaryota; Fungi; Ascomycota; Sordariomycetes; Glomerellales; Glomerellaceae
Exons: 1
Coding region: 1-3117 (1038 amino acids)
Source: RefSeq, a predicted model, not a curated record